Adineta ricciae is the source of this 759-nucleotide messenger RNA. Lineage: Eukaryota; Metazoa; Rotifera; Eurotatoria; Adinetida; Adinetidae. The record is from the annotation of a GenBank genome assembly.
AUGACUAACAUACGUAUUCUUACCUACAACAUCUUAGCUGAGGUCUUUGUUAAAAAGCAAUACUAUCCAAACACGUCAUCCAAUCUUCUCAACUAUCAAAAUCGUCGUGAACAUACAUUACGAGUUAUUGAAAAUUCGUCCAUUGAUUUCAUUAUGUUACAAGAAGCACAAGAUCAAGAUCGACUACAAUUUGAAAAAUAUCUUUCGUCAAAAUAUGAAUGUUCAACUCUAGCUGCAAAAUCUGAAAUAAUCACUGCACGCAGUGCUGGUACUAUGUCACUUGUUUCGAAAACAUGGACAGGAAAGUAUGAUAUUUUACCGGUUUCAUUUGAUAAUGGUAAAAAAUGUCAAGUGAUUAAUUGUGAAACACCUGAUGGAAAACGGUUUUCGAUCGUGAAUAUACAUUUAGAUUUUAAUGUGAAAGAAAAACAAUUUGCGAUGUUAGAAGAACUCGUAUUUAGACGAUUUCUAGGACCAUUUAUUAUUGUUGGUGAUAUGAAUGCUACGAGAAAAGAAAUGGAAAAAAUGUUUGAGAAACAUGCAACACUAAAAUUUAUUAAUGCAAUUAAUGGAGAUCCUGAUACAUAUUUUAGCGAAGAUGGAAAAGGAACAAGGCAAUGCGAUCAUAUAUGGAUAGAAGAAGGAUAUUUUCAAGUCAAAAGUAUUAAUAUAUCCAACAAAAUAACCGAUUUAGAAGAAUGUUUAAAACAAUUUGGUUCUGAUCAUGCACCAGUUGAAGUCGUAAUUAAUAUUGUUUGA